AUCUGUGUUCUACCAACUAAAUGUCAUUAUCAAAUGAUGUCAAUUGUCAAUGAUUCAGGUCACAGGUGUAAUGUUUUGUUUACGUUUUGGUUUUAGAAUACGAAAAUAAUUUCGACUUAAUAAAUAUGUUUUUAACGUUAUGCUCAAAAUCAAAUUUAAAAUAUAUUAUAAUCACUGUUACGAUCGCUAUAACAGCCAUAAUUUUAAGAAAGUAUAACUUUACUUUAAAGACUGAUGAUGACAAGUUAAAACGAACAAAUGGGCCGUUGGUCUUCUCUUAUGAUGAAUUAGCUAAAUAUGAUGGAAUAUAUAUUGAUAAGCUUUAUUUAUCCGUUAUUGGAAGCAUCUUUGAUGUUACUGAAGGCAAGAAAUAUUAUGCUAAAGGAUCUCCAUAUCAUUAUUUCGUAGGCAAAGAUGGAACAAGAGCUUUGGUGACUGGUGAUUUUAAAGAUGAAUCUAGCAAUAAAGAUCAUGUUUUAGAAUUAUCUUGUGAUGAUGUAUCAACAAUAUUGCACUGGAGACAGACAUACAGAGAAAAAUAUAAAUUUAUUGGUUUACUAGCUGGUAGAUAUUAUGAUGAAAAUGGUUUAGAAACCUCAUACAUGAGUGAAUUCAAACAUAAAAUAAAGCUUUGCAAAAAAGAAAAAGAAGAGGCUAAAAAUCAAGAUAAAUUGUAUCCACCAUGCAAUAUUUCUUGGAGUGAAGAAGAAGGGACACGCGUAUGGUGUACAAAAACAAGUGGUGGUAUUGAACGAGGUUGGGUUGGAGUCCCACGCCAGCUAUUUACCCCAGGUGUAGAGAAGCCUCGCUGUGUGUGUGUGAAUCUCGAAAAAAAUAAUUCAAGUAUGCUCAAAGAGUAUGAGGGAUGCCCCAUUAAAUCUACAUAUUGUGUAUUUAAAGAUUGAAUGUUGUAUAUACUUUAGUUGAAUGAGGUGAUAAAUUUUUUUUUAACAAUUAUUUAUUUGAUAGUUUUCAUGAAGAUCUUGCUUUAUAUCUAUGUAUUAUUUUUAUACUGUGUUAACUUUAUUGUAUUUAAUUUUAUAAGUUAA
Vanessa atalanta (red admiral) is the source of this 1049-nucleotide messenger RNA. RefSeq names its product neuferricin. The transcript is spliced from 4 exons. The coding region runs from base 126 to 905 and encodes 259 amino acids. The record is from RefSeq and is a predicted model, not a curated record. NCBI's taxonomy places the organism in Eukaryota, Metazoa, Arthropoda, Insecta, Lepidoptera, Nymphalidae. Gene Ontology annotation, cellular component: membrane; endomembrane system.